AUGGAAGUGCAAGGUCAUUACAUGUUUCGCGUGGUGAAGAAACUUAAAGAUCUAAUAAAACCGAUGCGUAAGCUAUUGCUGAAACAAGGUAACUUGCAUAACAAUGUUGAUAGAUUGAGAAAGGAGCGGGAUGAAAUUCAAAAGUCCAUUGAUAACAAUCUGUUGGAUCUGAACCUUCGCCAAAUUGAAGCUACAUGUCUUAAAAACUUUAAGGAAGCACAGUUGGAUAAAGAGAGAUUUCUGAAGCAAAAAUCAAAAGUGGAGUGGUUGGAUGUUGGUGAUGCUAACUCAGCUUUUUUCCACAAAUCUUUGAAAUGCAAAAAUCAUAGGUCAAGGAUUGAAGUAAUAAAAGAUCCCAUUGGGAAAGUUCAUGAAGGAGGGGAUGCACAGAUUGCUUUUGUGAAUCACUACACCAAUUUUCUUGGUGCGAAUGAUGAAAUUAAGCUGGCUAUGUUUUCUAUUGGGGAGAAUAAGGUUCCAAGUCCGGAUGGGUAUACAUCUGCGUUUUUCAAGAGUACAUGGGAUGUAGUUGGGCAUGAGUGUAUCAGUAAGAUUAAUACGAACAGGAUUAAAGAGGGGUUGCAUGAACUUGUUAGCAUGAACCAAUCAGCUUUUGUGCCGGGAAGAAGAAUAUCAGAUAAUAUCUUGUUAACUCAGGAACUUAUGCAUAAUUAUCACAGAAGUAGUGGCCCGCCUAGAUAUGCUUUCACGAUAGACAUUCAAAAAGCCUAUGAUAGGGUAGACUGUGGCAAGUUUGACAAAGAGUACGCCUUUUUCUGUAAUGUCCCUGAUCAUGUUAAAUAUGCUAUUCUUGCUAUCAUGCCAUUUGAGGAAGGAAGUUUACCGGUAAGAUAUCUUGGAGUCCCUUUAAUCUCAACUCAUUUAUUAUAUAAGGAUUGCAAGAUUUUGGUGGAAAAAUUAGAGAAGCGGAUUACGGAUUGGCAGAAUAAAUCCUUAUCUUUUGCUGGGCGACUUCAACUGAUUAGAUCUGUUCUUUCAUCUUUACAUGUCUACUGGGCAUCAGUGUUAAUUCUCCCAACGCGUAUUAUAAAAGAAUUGGAAAGCAAAAUGAGGGGAUUUCUAUGGAAUCAAGGUGAUUAUGUUAAAGGCAAAUCCAAAGUGUCAUGGAAAGUUGUUUGUCUUCCGAAAUCAGAAGGUGCUCUUGGCAUUAGACGCAUUGUAGAGUGUUCAGAUUUAUGUCCAAUACACAGCUAUAUUUCUCCUCGUGAGGCUAGUCGUGCUGGAUUUAAUCUUGGGGAAUCUGUUGCUGAUCUUAUUGAUGAGGGGAUUUGGAAAUGUCCGGUUGCUUGGUUAGAUUUAUUUCUGAUAUUAAUUGACCUGCCCAACAUCCACCUAUCACCGAAUACUCGUGAUUCAUUACUUUGGAAGUCGUCUGAUGGGAAAGAACAUAAUUUCUCUUCUUUGGCUGUUUGGGAUACUAUUCGAUCUAAGCAGGAGGAGGUUGUGUGGCACAAAGUUGUUUGGUUUUCGCAAAUGAUACCUCGUCAUGCUUUCCUUAUGUGGUUGUUGGUUCGACGAAAACUAAAAACUCAAGACAUUAUUAUGCAAUGGAAGGGUGGAGGAAACAUGAACUUCAAUCUUGUUUGCUGCCCUCUUCGCCAACAAGGACGGGAUUCUCAUAACCACUUAUUUUUUGAAUGUUUGUUUUCAUCACAGGUUUGGUUACGGGUUAGACAUUUGGCUCAAAUGCAUCAAGUUAAUUCGAGAUGGGAUGAUAUAUAUGAUUGGCUGAUUCAACGCGCUAAGUCUAAUUCGGCUAGAAGUGUAAUUGGGAAAUUACUUGUAGCUGUUUCUGCAUACUUUAUAUGGCAAGAAAGAAAUCAGAGGUUGUUUUCUAACAUCUCUCAAAAUCCUGAUCAGAUUCAAGACUUGAUUGCCUCUACAGUUCGGUUAAAACUUGUCACUUUGAGAUUUAAGAACACAGCUCAAGUUGAUCGCUUUGUGCAAGCAUGGAAUUUGCCACAUCAGAUGGUUGUCUUUGAUCAGGUCCGGUGCUAG
Molecule: messenger RNA, 2019 nt
Organism: Erigeron canadensis
Lineage: Eukaryota; Viridiplantae; Streptophyta; Magnoliopsida; Asterales; Asteraceae
Exons: 5
Coding region: 1-2019 (672 amino acids)
Source: RefSeq, a predicted model, not a curated record